AUGGGCAAUUUCCUAAGCAAAGUCUUUCCUGUGUCCCGCCGCCAGCCCCUGCCCUGCAAAAGGGCCACUAAGCGUAAAAUAUCUUUAGUCUUAAAACUACCACUGCCCGGGCCACUGUCACUGCUGUGUGAGAGAGAUGAGGUGCCCCCACCACCUAAGCUGCUCCGUCUAGCUCUGCCCAGUAACAUAGGCACCUGGAAGGACCCUGAGGGGCAGCAGGUCAAGAACUCAGAGUCUGCCGUGGCCACUGCAGACACUAGUGCCACUCAGCCUCCCUUUCCCUUCUCACUACACCUGGCCACUCCACAGCUCACUGCCACUAUCCCCAUGCUGGCUGACAUAUCAGUCAGGCCAGUUGUAUCUAUUCUUCCACCUCAAACUGUCAUCAGUCCACCACCUGUUGCUGCUGAUUUCUUAAUACCAGGCAGCUGCAAUCCCAUAUGGAAG
This is a messenger RNA of Condylura cristata (star-nosed mole), 447 nucleotides long. Its product is annotated as nuclear pore-associated protein 1-like. NCBI's taxonomy places the organism in Eukaryota, Metazoa, Chordata, Mammalia, Eulipotyphla, Talpidae. The record is from RefSeq and is a predicted model, not a curated record. The annotation marks the transcript as partial. The transcript has 2 exons.